AUGGGAUUGGUCCCAUUCCUUCCAAGUGGAAAGGAAUCUGUCAAUUCAAAGGCAAUAAGCAACACCUUUGCAAUAGUUGAUGGAUGUGUUGUGCAAAAAACUGAUUGGGGCCAGGUACUACAACAAGGCUUAUCAAGCCUCUCAACUCGUCGUUCCACAAUGCACGAUACUCGGAGGGCCACUGUGUUGUCUGGGGCCUCCAUGUCUUGUCCCCAUGUUUCAGGUGUUGUGGGCCUGCUCAAGCAAAUUGAGAGGAUAUUCAAGUACAUAAAAGCGUGGGUCGACAGCAAUGCCACCGUGGAAUGUGGAGGCAAAAAGAUUGGAGAUAAAGGCUACUUUAUACAGCCCACCGUUCUUUUGAAUGUUUAG
This is a messenger RNA of Striga asiatica, 369 nucleotides long. Lineage: Eukaryota; Viridiplantae; Streptophyta; Magnoliopsida; Lamiales; Orobanchaceae. The record is from the annotation of a GenBank genome assembly.